Messenger RNA from Ctenocephalides felis (cat flea), 2264 nucleotides. RefSeq names its product RNA-binding protein 39-like. The record is from RefSeq and is a predicted model, not a curated record. Bases 524 to 2050 code for a protein of 508 amino acids. The transcript is spliced from 11 exons. Gene Ontology annotation, cellular component: nucleus. Gene Ontology annotation, molecular function: RNA binding. Gene Ontology annotation, biological process: mRNA processing. NCBI's taxonomy places the organism in Eukaryota, Metazoa, Arthropoda, Insecta, Siphonaptera, Pulicidae.
AGAAAGUACAUGAAAGUUUUCGUCGAUUUUUGAAUGCUAGUUGAACGCUCAAUAGUGAUCGUGUUGCUCUUAAAAAUAUAUUUAAAUAAAGCGUAAACGAUUUUCUAUAUUAUCAGGCGAUAAAUUACAGAUGUAAGUCUGGUUAAAUUAUUAUAAUAGUGCUGGAAUUUUGUUCGCUUUUUGAAACUUGCAGAAAUCAAGAUGGCGGAAGACCUGGAUGUAGAAGCCAUGCUAGAGGCCCCUUAUAAAAAAGAUACCUUUGAGAUAUUUCUCGAGUAUGCAUCUACAGUGACACUUCAAUAUAGAGGCUUACCUGGUCUCACACACUCUGUUAAUUCCGGCAUACUGCUGUAUCAUGAGGUCAUCCGAACUACCUCCACCAUGGAUCUAUGUCAUCGUGGAUUCUAAGCAAAAUAUACAGUAUUGAAUAAUUGAACUUAGAUUGAAGUAAGCGUUCAUUAAAAGGCAGUAGUAUGAAGAAAGCACUAGUACCUCUAGAUGCACUCAAUAUAGCUGUAUAUGGAUGGAUGAUGCACCUAAAACAAAUGGACGAAGUCGGGAAAAUGGAUCAUCUUCUCACAAAUCCAGCAAAUCUCGUCAUCGGAGUAGGUCCAGGGAUAGGGAUAGGAAGGACAGGGAUAAAGAUCGCUCCAAAGGGGACAGGGACAGAGACAGGGAUAGGGAUCGCUCUGAUAAAGAUAGAGACAAAGACAGGGAUCGAGAUCGAGUGAAAGAUCGCGAUAAAGAAGAUAGAGGUCGAUCUCGAGAUCGGGAUAGAAAAGACAGAAGGAGAAGCAGAUCUAGGGACAGAAGGGAUAAGGACAGACAUGAUUAUAGAAGACGCAGUAAAGAACGACGUAAUAGAUCACCAUCACCACGUCCAUUCCCUAAACACAGGGGGCGAACACCUCCAAAUGCUCUCGGAUACAAGUCAACAGCUGAAGAACUCAGUCCGGAGGAAAGAGAUGCUAGAACAGUUUUUUGUAUGCAGCUCAAUCAGAGGAUAAGAGCAAGAGAUCUUGAGGACUUUUUCUCCAGUGUGGGUAAAGUGAGGGAUGUACGACUUAUAACAUGUAAUAAGACCAGAAGAUUCAAAGGCAUUGCAUACAUAGAGUUUAAAGAUCCUGAAAGUGUACCAUUGGCCUUAGGUCUAACAGGACAAAAGUUAUUAGGAAUACCCAUUGUAGUUCAGCACACACAGGCUGAAAAAAAUCGAAUGGGUAAUUCAAUGCCCAAUUUAGCACCAAAGGUCCAUACUGGUCCCAUGAGAUUAUAUGUUGGUUCGUUACAUUUCAAUAUAACUGAAGAUAUGUUAAGAGGAAUAUUUGAACCUUUUGGAAAAAUUGACAGCAUACAAUUGAUAAUGGAUCCGGAAACCGGGCGGUCUAAGGGAUAUGGCUUUUUAACGUUUCACAAUCACGAUGAUGCUAAAAAAGCAUUAGAGCAGUUAAAUGGAUUUGAAUUGGCUGGUCGACCUAUGAAAGUUGGAAAUGUUACUGAGAGGCUAGAUUUACAAACUGGACAAUCCUCACUUGACACAGACGAACUAGAUCGAUCUGGAAUUGACUUAGGAGCCACUGGAAGAUUACAGCUAAUGUUUAAAUUGGCAGAGGGUGCUGGACUGGCAGUACCUCAAGCUGCGGCUACAGCUCUCUUGGCGACUGCGCCACAACCUCAACCUCAAGCCCAAAUAAAUCCUCCUAUAGCAACUCAAUGCUUUAUGUUAGCCAACAUGUUUGAUCCAAGCAGUGAAACAAAUCCAUCCUGGGAUACAGAAAUUCGGGAUGAUGUUAUAGAAGAAUGCAACAAGCAUGGUGGUGUUUUACAUGUGUAUGUUGAUAGAGCAUCCAAUCAAGGCAACGUUUAUGUAAAAUGCCCGAGCAUAGCUACUGCUGUGGAUGCGGUUAAUUCAUUACAUGGAAGAUGGUUUGCGGGUAGAGUCAUAACAGCCGCAUAUGUACCUUUAGUUAAUUAUCACUCAUUAUUCCCCGAUGCCAUGUCUGCAGUUAUGUUGUUACUUCCUUCAGCGUCUAGAAGGGGUGGCAUGUAACUUGACACAUAAUUAGUGUUAUUUUUAUGGACCAAUAUGUGAAUUGUUUAUGUAAGGUUUUUAAAUUUUAGUCCUGAUUUAAAUUGUAUAGGUAUACAAAACUUAAUUUGUAAUUUUAUUUUAAUUAGAGCACUUGUUUGAGUAUUCAUUGAAUAGUGUGGAAAUAAUUGUAAAUAUAUAAAUAUAAUAUAAACUAUUAUAAAUUGAAACAGUA